GGUAUUCUUGACCUGAUGGAAAAAGAAAAUGAUUCUAAGGUGACAGAAUUUGUUCUUCUGGGUCUAUCAUCAUCCUUGGAGCUGCAGCUAUUUCUCUUCUUAAUAUUUCUGUUGUUUUACAUGGCCAUUGUCCUGGGAAACGUCUUGAUAGUGGUAACAGUGCGAGCUGAUACUCACCUGCUCCAAUCACCUAUGUACUAUUUUUUGGGCCACCUGUCCUUCAUUGACCUAUGCCUGAGCUGUGUUACUGUGCCCAAGAUGUUAGGAGAUUUCCUAUGGGAGGGCAAGAUCAUUUCUUUUUCAGGAUGCCUGGCCCAGAUCUACUUCCUGCACUUUCUGGGAGCCAGUGAGAUGUUUCUGCUGACAGCCAUGGCCUACGAUAGGUAUGUUGCCAUAUGUAAUCCUUUGCACUACCUGACAGUCAUGAGCCGCCAGCUCUGCUUUCGGAUGGUUUUUGCCUGUUGGUGUGGGGGUUUUGUCCACUCUGUCACACAGGUCACACUGAUCAUUCAGCUGCCCUUCUGUGGGCCCAACAGACUGGACAACUUCUACUGUGACGUCCCACAGGUUGUCAAGCUGGCCUGCACAGACACGUAUGUAGUAGAGGUGCUGAUGGUCUCCAACAGUGGUCUGUUGUCUCUUGUCUGUUUCUUAGCCUUGCUCUUCUCCUAUGCUGUCAUCCUGGUCACCCUGAGAACUCGCUUCCGCCAGGGCCAGAACAGGGCACUCUCCACCUGUGCCUCCCACUUAACCGUGGUCAGUCUGAUCUUUGGGCCGUGUGUAUUCAUCUACCUGAGGCCUUUCUGCAGCUUCUCUGUGGACAAGGUUUUCUCUGUCUUCUACACAGUGAUCACACCUAUGUUGAACCCCCUCAUUUAUACUCUCAGAAACACUGAUAUGAAGACAGCCAUGAAGAAGCUGAAAAAAACAUGUGACAUCCUGCUGCCAUGUCAAAGAAUGAACAGGGAAAGGAGAUUUAGAAAAUAUAUUCUUUCUUAA
Messenger RNA from Dama dama (fallow deer), 999 nucleotides. RefSeq names its product olfactory receptor 4Q3-like. The record is from RefSeq and is a predicted model, not a curated record. Gene Ontology annotation, molecular function: olfactory receptor activity; G protein-coupled receptor activity. Gene Ontology annotation, cellular component: membrane. Gene Ontology annotation, biological process: G protein-coupled receptor signaling pathway. Lineage: Eukaryota; Metazoa; Chordata; Mammalia; Artiodactyla; Cervidae.